GGCUUUUUCGAAGCUCUCGCUGAUACCUGGCCUCCCUUGCUGACCUACAAUCCAGCGCGCGCUGGACAUCCCCAACGACAGAACAGCGCUUCUGCCUAUAUUUGCACCCGACUCGGACUCACUGUCAUGCCGGUUAGCCCUUGGUCACUUUGCACUGGCUUGGUUUAUUUACACAGCUCUCUUUUGCGAUAGUCCUGUCCCUGCUACUCGCCGUCACGAUGACGACCGGCCCUAUCCAUACCUACGGCCCAUCAUGUUUACUCGCGGAAGACGACCCCGAUCUCUCUGCCUGGCUUUCUUCCGAUAAACCACCUAGCGUUCGACCGCAGUUCUUUUACACGUCCACCCUUGCAAUCGACGAUCCGUUGGCUGCUCUUCCCCCUCCAACUAGCGGUCAAGGUUCGGGCAAUGAGUGGGCUCCGCUCCAGCCUUUCUCAGUCAGGGAUAAUGCGGCCCUAGAAGAUUCUUGGAAACAAUUGCAGCAGACCAUAAGAAAAGAGCUCGAUGGGAAAUACAAACCUCAAAGUGGUACUUCGUCAACUAGGAAUUCGGGCAUCGAUGUACCAGGCCGGGGGUUUUCUGUGGAUCCGGGGAAAUUGAAACAAAAGGGACUACAUGACACAAGCUUGGCUGGUAGCCAGAAGAGCUCUACCGGUGGCCCUUCACGCUCCUUGGAUGACCAAUUACCUCCCAGCUCUCAAAUACGGUCCAGAAUCGAAGCUAGUAAGGCUGGCGUAAACAAAGGGCCUCGAGAAAGGUCACGCACACUUGGCAGUAGCUUAGAUGGCGGUCCUACAGCUGGCACAGGUUUACGGCGCAAACUGGAGCCGCCUUUCAACGACAAGUCCGGAUCGGUAGAAACCAAGGCUAAUGAAGUACUAACAAGUGACGAUGCAGGAGCUGAUGGCGCAGAAAGCACCAGUCCGCGAAGCUAUCCUUCGCGCGAUGUGAGCAUCAGCGGUUCCCCUUUUGCCAGAGCUCCAGUCUCUCCCAGACACAGCCCAUUAGGCCGGUCUGUAGAAUCUAUAUCGUCGAGAGAUGGGAACCAAGAUUCCUUGAUCGACCCACCCACUCAAUCUGCACCGAAACCAUCGGGAUUACGGAGGACGAUUCGACAGGCCUCUCCCGACGAGGAGGAUGGUGAAAUUGGAGAAGCCGACCCGGUUGAGGAGCCGCGGCACAAAGUCCCCGUAGGUGCAUCUCGGCUUCAUCUGGUCGAAUUACCAAGUCUCAAGAUGAAACCGAUUUACUGGAGCCCCCUACAUGAUAUUUCGAGCGUAUUUCGUGCGACUUGGUUCUACAAGAAUACUAUGCUACCCGUGGAGACCGAACUCGCCAAUAGAUUGGAAGAUGGCUACAACUACCUGAAGCCAUGGACCGAAACAUGGCAAGAUGAACUUAAUAGCUGCGUUGAGAAUGGUGCCGAUGCCGAAUUGAAGAUCGUACACAAGCUCUGGCCGAAAGAGAAUACAACUAGACCGCCUACAGCUGUGGCUGCUCCAGGUUCUGAAACUCGAAGCUCCACCGCUCGUCUGUCGAACGAAGACAAGCGCAAAAGACCUGAAAUCAUGCCGUUAGAUCUCAACCGAGCUGCGGGUAGUACAUCCGCGCAGUCCGACACUGUCAAGCCGUUCUUGAAUUCUAGCGUCAUCUACGCUGACGCGAGAAACGCACAGAUUCUCCGGCCCAGCCUUCUUCCAUCUGUGUCAAGGGGACGCAAGCCGCUCAGUGCGAUCCGUAAAGGGAGACAGAUUGGUAUUCCUGUGAUUCGUGGCUUCAGUAGACGAUUAUGGGACCGACUACACCCAAGCAAACCCAGUCCAGUAGACGUGAGGAACUACCUGCGCAGCACCCAAUCUCGAGCGAUGUCGACGACAUCCAUUGAGCCCAUAUGCUAUGCAUGUGCGAUAGAGGAAUUGCGGCCUGCUCCCACAGACUUGGUGCUAGUCAUACACGGUAUUGGCCAGAAACUGUCGGAACGGAUGGAGAGCUUUCAUUUUACCCAUGCUAUCAAUGCCUUUCGAAGGCAAAUUAACGUGGAAUUAAACAGCGAACCCGUCUGGCCACAUGUGCGCCCAGGCCAUGGAGGCAUUAUGGCUCUUCCUGUCAAUUGGCGCUCUACCUUGUCCUUAGAUGAAGCCAACCUGGAGUCUCCAGCAGGGGAAGAUCCUGCUGCGAACCACUAUUCUCUAGACGAUAUCACGCCGCAGACGAUACCGGCUGUCAGAUCAUUGAUCAGCGAUGUCAUGCUGGACAUCCCGUACUAUUUGUCUCAUCACAAGCCUAAGAUGAUACGAGCAGUAGUCAAAGAAGCUAACCGCAUCUUUCGGCUUUGGUGUGAGAACAACCCAGGAUUCCAGCAGAACGGGCGAGUACAUCUGCUUGCACAUUCCCUGGGGAGCGCCAUGGCCUUGGACAUUCUCACUCAUCAGCCAACGAAGAUCCCAACCUUCAACUUUUCCAAAACCGAAGUUCACGGAGACAUUUUCGAAUUUGAUACGAAGAACCUAUUUAUAUGUGGCAGUCCGGCCGGUUUCUUCCUCCUUCUCAACAAAGCGAACCUGUUACCUCGACGAGGACGAGACAAACCCGGCUGUGAAGGCGACGACCGCCUCCGAGGCGUAGCAGGUGAAGCAGACACAUACGGCUGUCUAGCCGUCGACAAUCUGUACAACAUCAUGCACACCACCGAUCCAAUCGCCUACCACGUCAACGCCGCCGUUGACAGCGGCCUCGCCAGAUCCCUCCGACCCGCCUCCAUCCCAACCUCCGCCGCAUCCUUUUGGCAAUCCGUAGGCAGCGUAUUCCGCUGGAGCACUCCCCCAGCUCUACUCUCGUCAACCACCACCGUCCCCACCCGCCCAGCAACCCUCAACAAACUCCCCACCAACGUCGAAUUAGAAACCCACGACUUCACACACGAAGAAAUUGCCGAAAAAAGGAUGUUCCUCCUUAACGACAACGGCCAGAUCGACUACUUCCUCUCUGGCGGCGGCGGGCCCUUGAACAUCCAGUACCUGAACAUGCUCAGCGCGCAUAGCAGCUACUGGACCCUGACUGACUUCGUGCGCUUUAUCGUCAUCGAAGUUGCUCGCAAACAGGGCAGAGAAUAUACCCUGCCUGUGCUGAGGGCGGCGAAGAAGAAGGGGUGGAAGAUACACAAAGGCUGAUGCGGUGGCCUGGCCUAUGCACUUACGAAGUUUUGCAUGAAUUGCGCUUUGUUCUUCUAUCUAUUCAUCCUUGUCUAAGCCUACUGAGUCAUGUUUGGUUAGCAUGUGCGACUGGUCCUGGGAAUCUUGUGGUGCAGAUACUGAUCUAAUACUUGUUUUCUUUGGUGGUAGCGAUACCCUUGUUUUGGAGUUCAGAGUGCGAUAUGAUACAAUAACUUCAGAUCAUGUUUUGCAUAGAAUUUUGUACUCUUGCACAUUUGGGGCAAAUAAUGAAGAAAAUACAUUACGCG
Messenger RNA from Aspergillus vadensis CBS 113365, 3460 nucleotides. RefSeq lists its product as uncharacterized. The transcript has 4 exons. Gene Ontology annotation, molecular function: metal ion binding; glycerophospholipase activity. The coding region runs from base 219 to 3170 and encodes 983 amino acids. Gene Ontology annotation, cellular component: cytoplasm. The record is from RefSeq and is a predicted model, not a curated record. NCBI's taxonomy places the organism in Eukaryota, Fungi, Ascomycota, Eurotiomycetes, Eurotiales, Aspergillaceae.